Messenger RNA from Brassica oleracea var. oleracea, 1482 nucleotides. RefSeq names its product probable replication factor A 73 kDa subunit. Gene Ontology annotation, molecular function: DNA binding. The coding region runs from base 1 to 1482 and encodes 493 amino acids. The transcript has 10 exons. The record is from RefSeq and is a predicted model, not a curated record. Gene Ontology annotation, biological process: DNA replication; DNA repair; DNA recombination. NCBI's taxonomy places the organism in Eukaryota, Viridiplantae, Streptophyta, Magnoliopsida, Brassicales, Brassicaceae. Gene Ontology annotation, cellular component: nucleus.
AUGGCGUCUUCCUACACUCUCCUUGCUAAUCUGCGAGCCGGCCGGUGCUCAAACACUGCAGAGGUUCGUCUUCUGAGGUCCUGGGAGGCCAGAAAUAUCAACAAAGGCGGAGAGCUCAUCAGUGUUGACAUGUUGUUCAUCGAUGAGAAUUCCACGAUGGUGCAAAGGUCUAUUCCUGCUCUCCGACAGCUUCAGUUCAAGAAUCGUCUCGCCGAAGGAUCUAUAUACACUCUUACCGGCUUCGAUGUGGUGCGCAGCAACCCUAUGUUUCGGUUAUCUGAUUCGACCUUCUCUAUCCAUUUCAAUGAGGGCACUGAACUUGAGAAGUUGUCAACCACUGUUCGGACCAUACCUACAGAACUGUUUCGUUUCCGAACAUACGACCAACUACGUGAACUAGCAAACACCGGCAAACAACUCCCUGACAUCAUGGGAGAGCUUUGUCAAAUUAGGAGCACAAUAACUGAUCGUAUUCCUGGUGCUCAGCGCGUUAUGCUUAGUCUGCGUCUAGAAAGUACAGUUGUUUGUGUUAGUCUGUUUGACUCUUUAGCUCCUGCAUUCCAUAGCAAGCUCGAUAGCUAUGAGAGAGAGCCAAAAAUUGUUCUGGUUACCGGUGUCAAUCCUAAGAUAGUUGCGGGGAAGUUAUAUCUGAAUGGCACAUCUGCCACACGUGUUUUCUUCGACUCUGAGACUGCAGUAGGAAAGGAUGCAUUUGACAGAUUGCCAAGUGAUGGGACUGACCAGUCAGCGUCUUCAUCAAAGGUGGUACACACACAGAAGAUUGAGCCUAUGAAAAUUUCUGAUCUUAACCAAUUCGUUAUUACCGUCGAUCCUCAGGUCGUUGAGUUUUUGUGUACGGCUAAACUGACUGAAAUACAAGUAGCAGAGGGUUGGUGUUAUAUUGGCUGCUCUGUUUGCUCCAAGAAACUCAUCCGAGAAGAGACCUCAUUUACAUGUGCUCCAUGCAAUGAGACCAAUGCUGUUGCUCAACUCAGGUACCGGGUGAUACUCUCUGUGUCAGAUGAGACUGGCAUAGCGGCUUUUCUUGGAUUUGACACAGAGAUCACUAAGCUGACUAAUGUUUUAGCUGCUGAAGCUGCACAGAUUGUGGGGGUAGGUCUUAAUGCUCAGGUUGACACUGAUCUGCCGCGAGUACUGUCUGAAUUUGUGGGAAAAACAUAUACUUUCCAGCUCAAGCUAAAGGACUUCAAUUUUACUGCGCACCACCAGACAUUCACCAUUUCCCGCAUAUUCCCUGCACGUGAUCUCGCCCCUCUUCUAACAUUUGCUGAAAAUGUUGAGGUUCACGAGCAAGCCCAUCUUCAGAAUGUGGCACCGGGAACAGAUGACAGAGCUGCAAUCACGUCCGAUGUUGCAGAGGUGUCCACCGCAGGUGAUGGUACACUCACCGGUCGUGAAGCAGAAGCGAAUGAACACGAUGCUGCGGAAGAUAACGCCUCUAAGAAAGCACGAGUUGAAUGA